This is a messenger RNA of Drosophila serrata, 1341 nucleotides long. It is a transcript of the gene mag, whose product is annotated as magro. NCBI's taxonomy places the organism in Eukaryota, Metazoa, Arthropoda, Insecta, Diptera, Drosophilidae. Gene Ontology annotation, biological process: lipid metabolic process. Gene Ontology annotation, molecular function: hydrolase activity, acting on ester bonds. The record is from RefSeq and is a predicted model, not a curated record.
UCAUAAAUCAGCAGACCUGGAAAUCGGUGGCUAUUCCACGGUCAGAUAAGACCCACCUGACUAUAUAAAGAAGGCCCCACCGCCAGUUUGGACAACAAUCAAGUUAUUCCAGCAUGGGUCCUAUUGCUUACGCCCUACUGUUUAGUUUGGUGGCGGGUCUGGCCGUCGCCGAGAAGUCGGAGUACUGUCUCAGUGAGAUCGUCAAGUCGGACGAGAGGAUCCGCUCGCACGGCUACCCGACCGAGACCCACGAAGUGGUCACUGAGGAUGGCUAUGUGCUGACCCUGUUCCGCAUUCCCCACUCGCACAAGCUGAGGAACGAGGACAAGGUGCGUCCGCCGGUUCUCUUGCAGCACGGCCUGUUCAGCAACUCGGACUGCUGGCUCUCCUCGGGUCCGGAUAACUCGUUGGCCUACCUUCUGGCUGAUGCCGGCUACGAUGUCUGGCUGGGCAAUGCCCGCGGCAACAUUUACUCGCGGGAGAACAACUUGAUCUCGCUAAACAGCCACAAAUUCUGGCACUUUAGCUGGCACGAAAUCGGAACCAUCGACAUCCCCACCAUGAUCGACUACAUCCUCGACGUGACCAAAUUCCCAAAGUUGCACUAUGCCGGACACUCGCAGGGCACCACCGUCUAUUUGGCGAUGCUCUCAGUGCGUCCAAAAUAUAACGACAAGAUCAGGUCCGGACAUCUGCUGGCUCCGUGCGCCUUCUUCGAGCACGGCCGAUCCUUCAUUUUCAACGCUUUGGGUCCGUUGGUGGGCAAGCCUGGCGGCAUUUGGAACCAGCUGCUGGUAGACACUGAACUUAUUCCCCAUAAUAAUCUGGUCAAUCGCGUGGUGGACAAUGGCUGCCACAUGUCCGAGACAAUUUGCAAGAACGCCUUCAUCAUGUUCGCCAACGGAGGAUACGAGAAUGCCAAUGCCAGCUCCAUGAGCGUCCUAAUUCAGACCCAUCCUGGUGGCUCCUCCAGCAACCAGGGCAUCCACUUCCUGCAGCUGUACGACUCGCACGAGUUCCGUCAGUACGAUUGGGGUACCAAGCUGAACAAUGAGCUGUACGGUCAGGAUCUGCCUCCGGACUACGACCUCAGCAAGAUUACCGCUCCCACUCACUUGUACUCCAGCACUAAUGAUGCCCUGUGCGGACCCGAGGAUGUAAACACCCUGGUUUCCAGGUUCACCAAUCUGGUGGAGGACUACCGCGUGCCGGUGCAGAGUUUCAACCAUCUGGACUUUAUCAUUGCAAGGAACAUGAAGGAGUUGGUCAAUGAUCCGAUCAUCAGGCGCAUCAAUGCCUAUGAAGAAAUGUAAGCCAAUAAAAAUUCACGAACUGCAGUAA